AUGCAGAGCUGGAAGAAAGUUCGCCUCUUCCGGGAUCUCUGGCUGCCGGAUCCUGAGCAAGCUUUGUCCAGUCAGGAGCUGAUCUAUGUCCAGAAGCUCAUUCCUCUCAUCCAAGGCCUCGAGAUGCAAUGGAACAAAGAGCUGAAAGAAGCGGAUGGUCAAAUAUGCUCACUAGGGUGGAAUCUAGAUGAAGCUUAUGAGCAUCUUCAAGAGAAUGAAGCUACCUGGUGGAAGGCGCGAGGUGUCAUCGACCCAGAGAAUACUUGGUUCGCCCGAGUGGCAAGCUGA
This is a messenger RNA of Aspergillus pseudoviridinutans, 288 nucleotides long. RefSeq lists its product as uncharacterized. NCBI's taxonomy places the organism in Eukaryota, Fungi, Ascomycota, Eurotiomycetes, Eurotiales, Aspergillaceae. The transcript has 2 exons. The coding region runs from base 1 to 288 and encodes 95 amino acids. The record is from RefSeq and is a predicted model, not a curated record.